UAUCAAUUACCGUGCUUGUACUGAUAAUUUUUACCAGUGCUGAUAAAAUUCGGCAGUGCUAAUCAAGCCGUCAGCAUGUGCGCGUGCAAGCAGAAAAGGUCUUUCCUCAUAGAGGACAUACUGAAUGACGUGAAGAAGAAACCUUACAAGAACCUGAGCCAGGAGCCGACGCUGCCCCUCAAGUGCAGUGGAGUGAAGGCAGUCGAGGUCCCCAAGGUGCAGGAGGUGACGAAGGUGACGAAGAUCGAGGAGCCAGUCAGUGAGAACGCGAUCAAAUCUGAUGUUAAAUACGAGGUCCCAAAAGAUUUUGAUUUGAGCAAAGUGAACCUAGAACACAGGAGAAACACGUACCCACUGUACCCGACACCGAUCAAAGCGAAUGUGCCUCCGUUGUCCUCCUCAGUGACAUGGCCCCACUACAGAGGGAAAGAGGCUCCAGGGUUUAUGGAGAGACCUCCGUUCAGUUACUACAGCGACCCAAUGUUAAACUCUAAUCAGAUACUGAGAAGUCAGCUAGCGGCCAACAGAUUUAUCCCCCACCCCUUCACUAUACGACAGGCUUAUGGAUUUGAUAGAGUACCGCCGAGCUGCUGCAAUCCCUGGUGGGGUUUAGGCGGCAGACGGAAAGGUGGACAGGUGCGCUUCACGGCUGCUCAGACAGGGGCCCUGGAGCGGCGGUUCAGCGCCAGCAAGUAUCUCAGCCCCGACGAAAGACGAGCUCUUGCGAAUACACUGCGACUUAGUGAUCGACAGGUAAAAACAUGGUUUCAAAACCGCCGUGCGAAGUGGAGGCGUACGACGCCUGACUCCGCGGAUGCUGGCAGCCCACCGACUGCUGACGAAGGAUCUGACGACGAGGUCCACAUAGCUGACGACGAAUGACGACACGCCCACACGAUUCAAUAAACAAUUUACUGUUCAGACCGCUAGCAAAAA
Messenger RNA from Spodoptera frugiperda (fall armyworm), 936 nucleotides. RefSeq names its product homeobox protein notochord (gene HHEX). Gene Ontology annotation, molecular function: RNA polymerase II cis-regulatory region sequence-specific DNA binding; DNA-binding transcription factor activity, RNA polymerase II-specific. Lineage: Eukaryota; Metazoa; Arthropoda; Insecta; Lepidoptera; Noctuidae. The record is from RefSeq and is a predicted model, not a curated record. The coding region runs from base 76 to 882 and encodes 268 amino acids. The transcript has 3 exons. Gene Ontology annotation, biological process: regulation of transcription by RNA polymerase II; cell differentiation.